AUGAAAAUCCCCAACCGUGUUAAAACAAAACGCUCCACCGGGAACAACGACGGCACGAGCAUCGUGGCUAGACUAUCCCGCGCAGUAUCCGAGUCCGGAAUCACGAACGCCACCAAGAGGGUCGCCAACGACGCCGCCUACGUCUCGAAGAAGCUGUUGAAGAGCACUGGAAAAGCGGCAUGGUUGGCGGGGACAACGAUCCUUAUACUUGUGGUGCCACUUAUCAUCGAGAUGGACCGUGACCAGCAAUUCAGUGAGCUUCAGUUGCAGCAGCAGAGCCUCCUUGGCUCACGCCCUCCUCCCAAGUAAAAUGAUGAGAGAAAUCGCUUCCAUGGAUGAGUUUGAAGGGUAUUUGAAAAUUUGCAGAGGAGU
This is a messenger RNA of Hibiscus syriacus, 372 nucleotides long. Its product is annotated as mitochondrial import receptor subunit TOM9-2-like. The record is from RefSeq and is a predicted model, not a curated record. Lineage: Eukaryota; Viridiplantae; Streptophyta; Magnoliopsida; Malvales; Malvaceae. The coding region runs from base 1 to 309 and encodes 102 amino acids. The transcript has 2 exons.